AUGACCGUGAGCUGGCAAGCACGUCGAGUCUUCGUCUUUUCCCAUCCUCGCACCGCUUGUCACGUCUUCUUCCAACUCCUCGCAACGCAUCCAAUAUUCCAAGUCGUAACGCCAUUCUGUUGCGCUGGUGCGAAUGAAGUUAGUACGGAAGCGCAAGCAGUUCGUAGCAGGCAAGAAUGGCAGGAUCUUCUGUCAAUGAGCGACGAGGAUGCUUCAAAAAUCACUUGGCAAGGAAGUAUAGAUGGCUUGCAGAGGGAGGUUGCUGAAGCUGAACUUAAUGGGAAGUUUGCUCUGACGAUGGACCACCCUUCCUUUUUGAUCGCAUCCUCACAACUCCAAGCUCACCUCGGCAUUCGAGGAUGCGAGGCGAAGCCAACUCCCGUAAUAAUAGAUCGGAAGUUGGAUGUUGGUGCUGUAUACCCUCAUCUCGACGCCGGGAUAACCCCAGAGGCUCACCCCAACCCAACAUUACUUCCUGACCGAUUCUUCUUCUCAUUCACACCAAUCAUAACUAUCCGCCAUCCCGCUCGAGUCCUGCCCUCAUUUCUUCGGGCCUUACAACGCCUUGGAGAUGACAUUUCCCAUCCGGAGUUUGCUGUACACGGAGAAAGCUUUCGACUGGAGCGUCUGAUUUUCGACAGCUUCAAGGCUUAUGAGGAAGCACGUGCGGUGGCAGAAGGCCGAAAGGCGAAGGUUCCCAUUGUGAUUGACGGCGAUAAGCUCGUCAGGGAUCCUCAAGAUCAAAUGAAGGAGCUGUGUAUGUUGCUAGGUAUUGAUGAGGGCCAGUUAAAGUAUUCUUGGGAUCCGCCUAGACUCCUGGAGCAUACCAAGAUGGCACGAGCAUACAUGGACGAGUUUAAUCGGUCUACUGGGAUUUUCUUCAAUCCGAGGGCCAAGGAGGUGAAUAUGGCGGAAGAAGUGAGAUGUUGGAGGAAGGAAUGGAAUGAGGAUAUCGCGAGGAUCUUAGAGGAAAAGGUUGCUGCGCAGAUGGAGGAUUACGAGUACUUACUCCAAUUCAGUUUGUGA
Marasmius oreades (fairy-ring Marasmius) is the source of this 1026-nucleotide messenger RNA. RefSeq lists its product as uncharacterized. The record is from RefSeq and is a predicted model, not a curated record. The transcript has 3 exons. NCBI's taxonomy places the organism in Eukaryota, Fungi, Basidiomycota, Agaricomycetes, Agaricales, Marasmiaceae. The coding region runs from base 1 to 1026 and encodes 341 amino acids.